AUCAUCAGACUUCCAUCUGCUAUGAUCCAUGGCUAGUGAUAUUAUUUCGCCGAGAGCCUUUUUAACUGCCCAUGGAUGGGCAUCGGAUUUCAUUCACGUUCGCUGGAGUAGUUCUAGCUUUCUGCACGCAUUCCCACACCACACACUCGCCACUGUCUUAAAAAGCGCUCACUGCUCUGUCCUCAGUCCUGACGCCCAAGAGCAAGUGAAGAGACAGAGAGAGAGAGAUGGGCGUGGCGACGGUGACCGAGCUGAAACAGAGCAUCUCCGGGAAGAGGACGUUCCGGCCGAGCCUCGUCAGCCGCCACGCCAAUGAGUGGCCUCCGACCGACGUCUCCAGCGACCUCACCGUCGAAGUGGGCGCGUCCAGCUUCGCUCUCCACAAGCUGUUCGCGCAGUUCCCGCUGGUCUCCCGGAGCGGCAAGAUCCGGCGGCUCGUCGCGGAGGCCAAGGACACCAAGCUGGUGCGGCUCAGCCUGCACGGCACCCCCGGGGGCGCGCCAGCGUUCGAGCUCGCCGCCAAGUUCUGCUACGGCGUCCACAUCGACGUCACGGUCGCCAACGUCGCCAUGCUGCGCUGCGCGGCGCACUACCUGCAGAUGACGGAGGACUUUUCCGACAAGAACCUCGAGCUCCGCGCCGAGGCCUUCCUCCGCGAUGCCGUGCUCCCCAGCAUCGUCAGCUCCGUCGCCGUCCUCCGCAGCUGCGAGGCGCUGCUCCCCGCCGCCGAGGACGUCAACCUCGUCGCCCGCCUCAUCGCCGCCAUCGCCAACAACGUGUGCAAGGAGCAGCUCACGUCGGGGCUGUCCAAGCUGGACCAGAGCGCGCAGCUGAAGCCGUCGGCGGCGUUCGUCGAGCUCUACUCGCCGGGCGACUGGUGGGGCAAGUCGCUCGCCGGCCUCGGCCUCGACUUCUUCCAGCGGCUGCUCUCCGCCGUGAAGGCCAAGGGGCUCAAGCAGGAGACAGUGACCCGGAUCCUCAUCAACUACGCACAGAACUCGCUGCACGGGCUCAUGGCGAGGGACGUGAACGGCGCAGCCAAAUGUGGGGGCGCCGCCGCGGACGUCGAAGUCGUCAAGAAGCAGCGCGCCGUCGUGGAGACCAUCGUGGGCCUGCUCCCGGCGCAGUCCAAGAAGAGCCCAGUGCCGAUGGCCUUCCUCUCGGGGCUCCUCAAGACGGCGAUGGCGGUGUCCGCGUCGAGCAUCUGCAGGGCCGAUCUCGAGAAACGGAUCGGCAUGCAGCUGGACCAGGCCAUCCUGGAGGAUAUACUCAUCGCCGCCGGCGCCGGUGCAACCACGCCAACCGGGCAGCAGCACGGGCUGUACGACACGGACGUGGUGGCACGGAUUUUCUCGGUGUUCCUCAACCUGGACGACGACAGCGAGGAGGACGGCGGGUUCGACUACGACAGCCCGCGGUCCCCGAAGCAGAGCCUCCUGGUGAAGGCCGCCAAGCUGCUAGACAGCUACCUCGCCGAGGUGGCGCUCGACUCCAACCUCGUCCCGCACAAGUUCAUCUCCCUCGCCGAGCUGCUCCCCGACCACGCCCGCCUCGUCACCGACGGGGUCUACCGCGCCGUUGACAUCUUCCUCAAGGUACACCCGAACAUCAAGGAGGCGGAGAGGUACCGUCUGUGCAAGGCCAUCGACUGCCAGCGGCUGACGCCGGAUGCGUGCAGCCACGCGGCGCAGAACGAGCGGCUCCCAGUGCAGAUGGCGGUGCAGGUCCUCUACUUCGAGCAGCUCCGCUUGCGGAGCGCGAUCCAGGCCGGGGGCGGCGUUGGUGGGCACGACCCGGCGCUCUUCUUCGGGUGCGCAUCGGCGGCGGCCGCCGCGUCGGCGCAUGGCAGCGUGAACAUGCGUUCCGGGAGCGGGGUGGGCAGCGGCGCGAUGUCGCCACGGGACAACUACGCGUCAGUGCGGCGGGAGAACCGGGAGCUGAAGUUGGAGGUGGCGCGCAUGCGGAUGCGGCUGACGGACCUGGAGAAGGACCACGUGAGCAUGAAGCGGGAGCUGGUGCACGUCGGCCCCGCCAACCGCCUGCUCCGGGGGUUCACGCGCAGCCUCGGCAGGCUCAACGAGCUCUUCCGGAUGCGCCGCCCGGCCACCGAGCCAGGGUUACAGCAGCUCGGCGCCAAGGCCACCGCCAACGCCAAGGUGCUCUUCCAGCGCCGCCGCCGCCGCCACUCCAUCUCGUGAUCUCGAACAGGAGCCGACCGCUGCUGAUCGGAAAAAGUGUGCAUACAAGAAACAAGGUUGGAGUGCUGCUUUACUUCUUCCCGGCUUUUGUGGGGGAUUGCAUGGUCUUCUGUUGAUAAAAUUCAUGGCGUACGACAGCAUGCCAUGCAAUUCAUGUACUAUAUGGAUUAUGGAUGGUUUCGAGUGGUCCAUGAAUCAGUGUGCAAAGUACGGAUCAGUGUGGCUGUGGAGAGAAUUUGGAUGGGAUCCGGAUCAGGGAAACACGAUUUCGUUUCGCAAAAUAUUCUGUGGGCAUGGUGAAUUUUGUUCAAACGGUUUGAACGUGACUUUAAUUUGAUAUAUGGGUGAAAUUUUGAGGAAAUCACGGUGGAGCAGCUGCAACAACCACAAUGGAGUCAUGUAUGUGUACACUUGCCUCAGUAGUGUGGAGUAUUCAUGAACAGAAUCGCUAGAUGAAGGGCUUGAACCUUCGACCUUGUGGUUAACAGCCACAUGCU
Messenger RNA from Phragmites australis (common reed), 2695 nucleotides. Its product is annotated as BTB/POZ domain-containing protein At1g03010-like. NCBI's taxonomy places the organism in Eukaryota, Viridiplantae, Streptophyta, Magnoliopsida, Poales, Poaceae. The transcript has 4 exons. The record is from RefSeq and is a predicted model, not a curated record. Bases 228 to 2198 code for a protein of 656 amino acids.